CUGCAGCAGCUUUCCCUCUCUGGACUUUCACUCACCUGCAUUCCUCGCACACUCUUCCCGUACUGAAACUUUUAACACAUCCGAAGACUCGAGCUUUUUAUUGUAGAAGCAUGUUUCCAUCUGCUCUGAAUGUCAUCACCUUGCUGUGCUUCUGUUCACUUCAACCUGCUUCAGGACAGGACUGCCCCAACAGGCAGGACUUACAAGGUUCUCUGAAGCAGGUCCAGAAGCUUUUAUCAGCCCAUGAAGCCACGUGCAUGCAGAGUCUUCGCAGCCUGAGGAAGAAAAUUAAUCUACUGCAGAGCAGCGCAGGGAGGCAGACAACAAAAAGCUUAAACAGUACCUGCCCAAAACUGGAUGCUCCAAUCAACGGAAGAAAACUGGGCAAAUCAAACAGCAUGGGCCACGAGCUUCACUUCCUGUGUGACCCUGGUUAUGAACUUGUGGGGUCGGAGAGCAGAGUGUGUCAGGAGAACCUGGUCUGGAGUGGCCAGCAGCCCACAUGUAGAGACGUCAAUGAGUGUGCAUCGUCUCCCUGCAUGAAUGGAGGGACGUGUGUGGAUGAGGUCAACCAGUUUUCUUGCGUCUGUGCCAAAGGUUGGGCUGGAGCUACCUGUCAGAGCCCUGUUCCCACAUUCUUUAUCACCACGACAAACACUUCUGCUGCCUCUGCUGCUACCGUUUUACCAGCUGCCACCAGCGGGCCGCAUGUUCGUCCAUCACGCUGCGCCACCGUGCAGGGGACCACCCACUGCACCUGUGAGCCAGGAUACACCAUCUCUGGCAGAGACAGCUACACCUGCAUGGAUAUAGAUGAAUGUGAGCUCUUUCAUAAUGGAGCGGCGGGAAGAUUGUGCUUACAUAAGUGUAUUAACACACCUGGAGGAUAUCGCUGUUCCUGUCCUGCUGGGUACGAGCUUACACCCGAUGGACGCAGCUGUAAAGAUAUCGAUGAGUGUGCCAACAGACAAAACAACUGCACGAGGGACCAGAUGUGUGUGAACACCUACGGAGGUUUCCAGUGUGUUUGUGUCGACUGCCCCAAAAUCCCUCAUGCUACAUACGUGAAGACGUCCCCUAUGCGGUGUGAACGUAACCCCUGCCCUGUGGACAAUAAAGCAUGUUCCCAAACCCCAAACUCCUUCUCCUACCAUUACCUGGCUGUUGUGUCCAACCUGUCGGCCCCCCGCGUCAUGUUCAGAGUCUCGGCACUGCGUCCAAUGGGCGACACGCUUCGCUUCACCUUGCUGGGAGGGAGGCCAGCCCGCCGCCACUUCACUGUUCAGCGCUCAGACCGUCAGACGGGUCAGCUGAUGCUGGUGAGCCCCGUGCAAGGCCCCGCAGCUUUGGAGGCCGAGGUGGAGAUGAGCGAGCUGGAGAGACGAGUCCAGAUCGGACGGUACAUCACCAGAAUCACCAUGUUUGUCUCCCAGUACGACUUCUGAACGGUACAAAUUAACAAACGCAAACUGCACAAGAAGAAGAGCAAAGCAGUGAAACGGAACACAACAGACUGUACUAAUCACCAAAUCUCUACGGAUUAUUUUUAUAAAUUCUUUCAAUGCCAUGCAGUCACGAGCAUCUUCAUGACCUUGUUGUCUGGUUUCACUGCCUGUGCUGUGAACGUUGAUGUUCUUU
Molecule: messenger RNA, 1638 nt
Organism: Nematolebias whitei (Rio pearlfish)
Lineage: Eukaryota; Metazoa; Chordata; Actinopteri; Cyprinodontiformes; Rivulidae
Product: fibulin-7
Exons: 8
Coding region: 111-1445 (444 amino acids)
Molecular function (GO): calcium ion binding
Source: RefSeq, a predicted model, not a curated record